Molecule: messenger RNA, 1230 nt
Organism: Morchella importuna
Lineage: Eukaryota; Fungi; Ascomycota; Pezizomycetes; Pezizales; Morchellaceae
Exons: 9
Coding region: 1-1230 (409 amino acids)
Biological process (GO): actin filament bundle assembly; actin cortical patch localization
Cellular component (GO): actin cortical patch
Molecular function (GO): actin filament binding; phosphatidylinositol binding
Source: RefSeq, a predicted model, not a curated record
AUGCCCAUCAAUAACCCUUUACCCGCGAGUCUCAAUAGCGAAUGCAGAAAGGCUUCAAGAAUUCUAGCCUCGUUCGUCGACCCACAGCAAGCGUUUGGCCCAGACAAGAUCAUUCCACCUUCUGUUCUUUCGAAUGCCAAAGGGUUGGCAAUAAUCACGGUGGUGAAGGCUGGUAUUCUUCUCUCUGCAAGAUAUGGUUCAGGUUUAGUUAUUGCCCGUAAACAUGAUGGAACAUGGUCUGCGCCAUCCGCGAUUGCCACGGCAGGUGCUGGUUUUGGAAGUCAAAUUGGUGCUGAGUUAACUGAUUUUGUCAUGAUUUUAAACGACACAAACGCAGUCAAGACCUUUGCUCAAGUAGGAAGCAUCACGCUAGGAGGGAACGUUUCUGUCGCCGCAGGUCCUUUGGGAAGAAAUGCCGAGGCCAGUGGAAUGGCUAGCCUGAGAUCGGUUGCAGCUAUAUUCUCCUAUAGUAAAACGAAAGGUCUUUUCGCAGGCGUUUCCCUGGAAGGUUCAGUAAUAAUGGAACGCAAGGAUGCGAACAAAAAAUUCUACGGGGGCAGUGUUACCGGCAGGCAGCUCCUCAGUGGUAGUAUAAAUCCGCCCCCGGACGCUGAUGCUCUUAUUCGUAUUCUCAAUUCUCGAGUAUUUUCCGGAAACUUUACCGGUGCAAAUUAUGACGAUAUAUAUAAUGAUAUACCCAAGUAUGAUAAUGACAGAGAUCCGAGUAUUUGGGAGGGCCAAAAUGGGCGCGCAUUCGGCGAAAGUGAAUAUCGCGACCGAAGAGGGUCAAGGGCAGGCUCUAUCGGUAGCCAACGGGUUUCUAGAUCUUCGACGUGGCAAGACGAUGUAUACGACAGGGAAGGAGAUUCGGCCUGGAGGGAAGCGCAUCGUCCAGAUCCUGGGCAAACCUUUGACACCUACGACGCUCAUGGCGGUAAUCAAUUCCAGCGCCAGCAUUUCCAAAGCACCUACUCGGAUAAGGGGCCAGCACCUGGCAGACCAACUGCCCCUAAACCUGUCUUUAAGCCGAAGCCUAGAGUAUCAACAUUAGGAGCAAACCAGGCUGUAGCCUUGUACACUUUUGAAGCCGAUCAACCUGGAGAUUUAGGAUUCAAGAAAGGAGACAUAAUAACAAUUACCAAGAAAACCGAUUCCAAAAACGAUUGGUGGACUGGUCAAAUUGAUGGGAGAACAGGAAUAUUCCCCAGUAACUACGUUGAGAGCAUGUAA